Molecule: messenger RNA, 258 nt
Organism: Prorocentrum cordatum
Lineage: Eukaryota; Dinophyceae; Prorocentrales; Prorocentraceae
Source: the annotation of a GenBank genome assembly
GUGUUCUUCAUCGGCCGCUCGCUGUGGGGCCUAAACGGUGGCGGCAUGCAGCCCGGCCUGCAAGCGUUCAUGGGCUUCAUGUGCCUCUCGGAGGCGUACAAGAUUUGGAGGCUCAUGAAGGAGGAGCGCCUGUACACCCACCCUCUGUUCGAGCUCGCCCGGUCGAACACCCGCGAGGUCGGCGACUCCAUGGGCGUCUCCAUGAGGCUCAACAACGCGGAGCGCGACGACCCCGAGGUGUCGAGAAGAGCACCAUCG